Monopterus albus (swamp eel) is the source of this 1171-nucleotide messenger RNA. It is a transcript of the gene gar1, whose product is annotated as GAR1 homolog, ribonucleoprotein. The record is from RefSeq and is a predicted model, not a curated record. Gene Ontology annotation, molecular function: box H/ACA snoRNA binding. Bases 109 to 738 code for a protein of 209 amino acids. Gene Ontology annotation, biological process: snoRNA guided rRNA pseudouridine synthesis; ribosome biogenesis. NCBI's taxonomy places the organism in Eukaryota, Metazoa, Chordata, Actinopteri, Synbranchiformes, Synbranchidae. Gene Ontology annotation, cellular component: box H/ACA snoRNP complex. The transcript is spliced from 7 exons.
CAGAAUACUUUUACGGCAGUCAGUGGCUACACGCGUUAUGAUCACAUGGAGGUCCGUUGGAGUAAAUAGCUGUAAAUAGCCCAUCAAAGAAGCUAAUUUGAAGAUAAAAUGUCUUUCAGAGGGGGAGGUGGACGAGGUGGACGAGGUGGUGGGUUUAAUCGAGGCGGUGGGUUUAACCGAGGAGGAUUUGGUGGAGGCAGGGGCGGCAGAGGUGGUUUUAACAGACAAGACUUUGGUCCUCCAGAUCGUGUUGUUGCACUGGGAGAGUUCAUGCAUCCAUGUGAAGAUGAUAUUGUGUGUAAGUGUACAACAGAGGAAAACAAAGUUCCCUACUUCAAUGCCCCAGUGUAUUUGGAAAACAAGGAGCAGAUUGGGAAGGUGGACGAGAUAUUUGGCCAGCUACGGGAUUUUUAUUUUUCAGUCAAACUUUGUGAAAAUAUGAAGGCAUCUUCAUUUAAGAAACUGCAGAAGUUUUAUAUUGAUCCAAUGAAGCUCCUCCCGCUGCAGAGAUUCCUCCCCAGGCCGCCAGGAGAGAAGGGUCCACCUAGAGGAGGCCGCGGUGGAGGCAGAGGUGGAGGAAGAGGUGGUGGUCGUGGAGGUGGAUUUCGAGGUGGCCGUGGUGGCGGAUUUGGUGGUGGUGGACGUGGUGGAGGAUUUGGAGGUGGUGGACGCGGUGGAGGAGGAGGCUUCAGAGGAAGAGGAGGUGGUGGAGGACGUGGAUUUAGAGGUGGAAAAUGAUGAGACAGUGAGGGUCUGGUGUAAUCUUCUCAUUUCUGUCUACACCUACCCCAGUAAAAAAGCUGUGGUCCAUGCCAAUUCGUGGCUUGCUGUACCUCAGAAUAUGGACAUUGCCUCUAUUUGUACAACUUGAGUGAAUUCUUUUUUUACCACUUUUGUAUGAAUGAUGGAUCUCAAGAUGCUUUUAUUUAAAAGAUUCAUGUGUUAUUGUGUGUAACAUCGUGGGGACCUUUUCAGCCUGUUAUGAAGGGUUAUCAAGUACCUCUCAACAGGCAUUAUCCUGUGCUGAUUGUGUUAAAAUAUAUGGCCAUGGCAGAUGUUUGUGCUUUUUUCAGUGUUAGCUGAAAACAUCUUAUUACACACAAUUUGUAAAAUCUUGAGCAAAAUAUUGUCAUGUUUUUGCUAAAGGUCUUGAUUAAAAGGUGCUUUGCAA